AUGAGGUUACAGCUGGAAAACAUGGAACUGAAAAGAAACUGUCAGCUUUACAAGAGGCAUGUCAACACACAAGAAAAAGAUAUGCAAAACACGGAAAGGUGAGGAUGUAGGCCUCAAUAACUACGUGUAAAAUCUUUAAUGUUAUAUGCAAUCAUCUAUAAAUAAUAAAAUUUAUGACAUAGUAAUAAAAGAGGGAAAAAAGUAAGUAAUUAUUGACAGGUCAAGUAAGCUAGCUGUUGUUACUCAGAUCGAUCAGAUUGGAAACUGGAAAAGCUGGUUUUUAAGAGAAGAUCAGGAGAUACAGGAGUACAGUUGAGAAAAGUUUCAGAGCAAGGAUAAGAAUCAAGGAUGCUCCCAUUUAACACUAAUUUAAUAAUCAUGAUAAAAACUAGAUUUAAAAUUUUCAACAACAAUCUAACGGUUGUAUUUUACUACUACUAUUAUUAGUAAGGUUGAGAAAUGCCUCGUUUUUAUCAAUAUUGUGUUGCCAUCUUAUGUACUUUUCAGACUUGUAGUUAAAUUACUAAGCAUGGUGCAAAGACAGUACCUCCUCUUAAAAGGUGUCGGUCUUGCUACUGAUGAGUUAACGGAAGAAUACAAUAACGUAAUUGAAACAGUCGAAAAUGGAAGAGAAGUAAUGUGGGCAGAUCAGAGCAUAAAAGACAGUGAUGAUGGUGACAAGCAAAUAUCAUUCAUAAUUAACUGUCAGUCCACAACUUUUGGUAAGUUAUGACAUGUCUGAAAUCAUUUAUUGUGGUUUCAAAUUGAGUGAGCACCAGUCCAAUCACAUUAAAUUAUUAUUUAAGACCAACUUACAAUCAAGUCAGUUCAAUUAUAAUUUUUUAAAUGUACCUCAUAACAGUCCUAAGGACCUGACCUCGGUGAUUCUCGGCAAUGAGAGUGGGAUUAUUAACCGGCAGAAUUAAUAACAAAUUGGGAAAAAGUAAUGUAAUUAGUGAGCAUGCACUUAUCCGUGAACCUGUACCUUUAAUUCAUUGGCAAGAGUGCUCCACUGGUAUCGCAGCAGCCAGGGUUCAAAUCCCAGCAAGGGUAAAUUUUUUUCAAGCUUUCAAGUUGCGUCUUUAAUGCGAUCAUUGUCUUUGUAUUUCUCCAUAUUUUUUUUUGUUUAAAUAACCGGUCUGAUUUGUUUUUUCUUCUUAAAGGAACAUCUCAGAUACGCACUCCCAUCAGAAAGCGUCAAUUCAACACACCCAUGGCAAACACAGACAAACGCACCCCUCAAAGAAGGAUCCCUUUUGCUCAAGAACCAAUGAAGACAUUUACACUAUCAGCAACAUCAAAAAUGCGUAAUCUUAAGUUGGCAACAGAUGAUUCAGACUUUGCCAGUACUCGGAUUUCUCUGACAAAAGAAUUUGAGGCAAUGUCUUCACCAGCGAAAUCAUCUCUUCCAGCUAGAGGACAAAACAUGGUGUCAGCAAAAGGUGACGUGUCUGUUGUUCAAGCAAACAGUAGCUCUACAACACCGCUACGGAUUCCAUCAUCUUUUACUGCAGUGUCAGGGACUAACACCAGUACUAGUAAUUCUGUGUCAUCACUUGGAACAGUUCUUUGUCAAAACAGUUUGAAUAAGCCUCUAAGAUGUCCAACAAAACAAGGAACUCCUCAUCCUAAAAUUUGCUGGGGUGAAAAACAUGGCAAUGUCAGCCCUCAAUGUACUUCUCCUGAACAGGCUCAAAACGUUAGUACUAUAUGUACACCCAUGAGGGACACUAACCAAUUCAACUUAUCAGGAAUACAGCCACUUAAGGAGACUCCAGCAGAAAAAAAUCAACGACUGUCAUCAGGAAAGGUACUAAUUAGCAUAAUUUAUUCUCUUAUUUAUAAUAGAUGUUGCCGACUACUAAAUUUGGCAGUCUUGAUAGAAUAAAAUAAUUUUGUUGGUGAAAAACAAUAGUUUAAUGCAUGUUGAAGUCAAUGGAUGACAGAGAGUCUACUCAAGAUCUCAAAGAUGUAAAUUGAACCACUUUGAAAUUACAGGUGCAUAGAAGGUGGACCAAACAGGUAAAAAAAAGGCUCACUCCAGGAAAAAAAGGAAAUAAUAUCCUGAGUCUCAUUCAAUACAAAAAAAAAUUAAGUUUGCAAAUGGAAAGAAAAACUUAAAAAUUUGUUUCUCUUCAUACAAACAUUCAGGAUCAGUUAAAGUCUUACUUAGACCGCAGUUUAAGAAAUCAUUGGACUUCCAGAUCUUCCUGAUUAAGUUAUUUUAAAAAGAUAUAAGAAGAUAAAUGUUUCUAAUCUACCCUGUAAUUAUGCUUCCAUUAACCCUGUUCAGAAUAAAUGGUUUUGAGAUAAAUGCAUUGAGAAACUGAAAUGGUUUACAAUGUGGUUUUGUUGAACACUAGCUAAUUGUUUUUCCCAAUUAAAAUGCAUCGUUUGUUUACAGAUAAGAGGACCUACACUAAAUAAUCCUCUGGCAACACCCCUCCGAGAACUGCCUACCAACAGGUCAAAUGUUGUAAAAGAUAAGCUGCCUUCCAUACUGGAGCAACUGGGAAAUCCUUUUAGUAAGAGUAAGAAUAAAAUAUGACCAAUUUUCAGCUUUGUUUUGAAAUUACUAGCCUGCGUAGCAUGUGUUUCCGUUUAGUUUCGGAGCAAAAAAAAGCGAAGAACGGGAUUUUCGGUUUUGACCACACGAGAAAUGAAACGAGAGCCAUUUUUCGCACGGUCUUUGACUCUUGUUCCGCGUUCUUUACUCCUAAACCGCACAGAGAUGCGUGCUAUGCAGGCUAUGAAAUUAUACGCCUUGGCCUCAGGGCUUGCCUGAGAAAACAGGCAACAUUUCACCUCAACCUACAACUGGUUUCCCUGAGAAAUCAUGUCUGAGGUAUGACUGAUGACCUGUCACAACCCAGAUCUGGGUAGCGCCUCUGACUGGUUGAAGCAAAUUUCUCUUGUGGCAUGACCAUUGACAAUCAGAAGCACUACACAGAUCUGGGUAGUGGAACAUCAUCGGGAUGGAAUGUCUGCCAGGGUUUGCACAGUUUUGAAAAGUCCUUGAAUUUUACGGGAAAUUUGAAUGUAAGUGGCCUGGAAAGUGUUUUUUGAUGCUUUUUGGUUCUCCAAGACAGAAUAUGAAUCAUAGCUCAGAGAAUUUAAAGGUUAUUUACACAAAGUGCUCAAUGUUUUAUGCAAUAAUUAACUAUCAAUUUAAGACAAGUGAACUGAAAAAUGUAGAGAAGUUGGUGAAGCAAACAGUUCAAGCGUUAAAGCCUUAUUAGAAUAGACUGGGAAUGUGCGUUUUUGUACAAUCUGUGAAAUUAUAUUCCUGGUAGGUGGUCCUUGAAAAGUCCUUGAAAAAUGGUUGCAAUUUUUUGUAUGAACCCUGCCUGCACUCAUAGACAUUCCUCUGAGGUCCUUUUGUGGGGAAGCCAGCAGUGUAGUCGUUUUCUCAGGCUACAUCAGGACCUUAUGGAAAAUAAUGAUUUCAUUAAUAGUAAAUGCGUAUGACUGGUACACAAAUGUAAUUGUUAUAUAGCUGGAAACUUUUCCAACAACGUGCGCUCUCAUUGGUUACUUUUAGGUCACAUGACAUCUAACAAUGAAACUGCUUUCCGCCAAAAUCUCUGAGCGGGCAAAUUGCAAAAAAUUAAUUACAAAAAAAGGAACAAUAUUGUAAAAUCUAUGACGUCGGAGAGUAAGAGUGCACUGUUACCCGCAAAUGUUGAUUGAUGACCGUUUUUACAACGAGGUUUAAUGAAUUUCCAGCUUCAAAAUUUGCUUUAACUGUUUCCCUCUGGACCAGUCUUUAAUUGUUGGGUGCUCGUUUAGUUUUUCAGUACUUGGUUAGCUGCUAUUCCUGGGAACUAUCAGGGCUGUCACCAGACUAUGUCCCUAUUCUGCAAAAAUAACUGUUUAGAAAUUCAGAGGUUGUAGUUUACUGUAUGUAGGGUGCAAAAGUUUAAAACAUCUCUUUACUGUACCUUGCAGAGAAAUCAACUAGUGAAAGAAGAAGUACAGACAUGAUGCCAAAGAGGUGAGUUCUUUAUAUGUCUUGAUUAUGCAUAGCUUGUCAUAGGCAUAGGUGGAAAGAAAAUGUGAGUGCACGUUAAAAAGAGAGGAACCUUUAAUCUCUUUUUCUAUCCUAUUAGAGUGCACAAUGCCACAAAAGAAAACAUGCACAAGCCAAAGCAACCUUCAAGGUGUAACAGUGUUGUAGAGCUUGACAAACUGCAGUCAAAGAAAGUUAAGAAACACAUGAAUGGACUAAGAAGAGCAAUGAGUAGCACAAGUAUCGGAACAAGCAGAAACUUUGCACCACGAUCAUCGUAA
Molecule: messenger RNA, 4290 nt
Organism: Porites evermanni
Lineage: Eukaryota; Metazoa; Cnidaria; Anthozoa; Scleractinia; Poritidae
Source: the annotation of a GenBank genome assembly